AUUCAAAACAGCCAUUUAAAAAUAUUUUUAACUGUUUUGGAAAUCUGUUAUGCAAAUAGAAAAGAACAACAUUUUAAUUAUUUAAACAAGUCAAACUCCAAUCCAUCAACCAUCAUGGCAACCUGUUGUGGAAGAGAUAUUCAUCCUGUAGUUAAAAAAGAAUCGGUUGAAGCAGGCUGCUGCGGUUGUAUGGUCAAAAUCGGUAUUAUUGGUGGCAGCGGCUUAGAUGAUCCGGAUAUAUUAGAGGGUAGAAAAGAAAAGACUGUUACUACACCUUAUGGCGCUCCCGCAGAUGUUCUUAUCGAAGGCACGAUGAAUGGUGUACAAUGUGUACUGCUAGCGCGUCACGGUCGUGAGCAUGGCAUUAUACCCUCCAAUGUUCCCUACCGGGCUAAUAUUUGGGCACUGAAGGAAGCCGGCUGUACGCAUGUGCUGGUAAGUUCAGCUUGUGGUUCACUGCGGGAACAGUUCAAACGUGGAGAUUUAGUAAUACCUGAUGAUGUCAUCGAUCGCACAACACAACGCAUUGAAACUUUUACGGAUGGCAAUCCUGGGAGUCCACCUGGUGUAUGCCAUUUACCCAUGUCACCUGCUUUCAAUGAAGCUACGCGCCAAGUUCUUAUAGCUGCAACUAGAAAACUAAAUUAUAAUGCUCAUGACAGUGGCACAGUUGUUUGCAUUGAGGGUCCACGCUACUCCACAAAGGCCGAAAGUAAAAUGUUUGGAAUGUGGGGUGGUGAUUUAAUUAAUAUGACUAUAGUACCCGAGGUUGUACUGGCCAAAGAGGCGGGCCUUUUAUACGCUGGCGUAGCGAUUGUAACUGACUAUGAUAGCUGGCGAGAUGGAGAAGAAAGUGUAAGUGUUCAACAAGUUGUAGAAACUUUCGCUAGCAACGUUAGUAAGGUGAAGAAUAUACUGAAGGAGGCGGUUGCAAUGAUUUCUCAACAGAACUGGACGGAAGAAAUACAAAAAGCGAAGGAUUUGGUGAAAAAUAAUAAUCAGGCACUCAAGUAGACCCUAUGAGGAAAGGUCAUUUAAAAUAUAAUAAAUGAAGCUUGAAAAGGCUCCUUCAUUUGCAUAACAUUUCAUAUAUAAUAAAUUUUCAGUAUUUAAACUUUUCGGAGAGCUACUUUCAAAAGGUAAAAUACGUCGCUAAAACAAUUCUAAGAGAAACAAAUAAAUUAACAU
This is a messenger RNA of Ceratitis capitata (Mediterranean fruit fly), 1188 nucleotides long. RefSeq names its product S-methyl-5'-thioadenosine phosphorylase. The transcript is spliced from 2 exons. Gene Ontology annotation, molecular function: S-methyl-5-thioadenosine phosphorylase activity. NCBI's taxonomy places the organism in Eukaryota, Metazoa, Arthropoda, Insecta, Diptera, Tephritidae. Gene Ontology annotation, biological process: nucleoside metabolic process. Bases 115 to 1014 code for a protein of 299 amino acids. Gene Ontology annotation, cellular component: cytosol. The record is from RefSeq and is a predicted model, not a curated record.